Messenger RNA from Rotaria socialis, 2697 nucleotides. The record is from the annotation of a GenBank genome assembly. NCBI's taxonomy places the organism in Eukaryota, Metazoa, Rotifera, Eurotatoria, Philodinida, Philodinidae.
AUGGCAACGUACGGUGAUACAUUAAAUCAAACAUUCCCAAGAUUAUCAUCAAUUGGAGAUGAUGAAUUACAUCGUACGUUUCAUACGUCAUCAUCAAAUACAAAAGCAACUGGCUUCAAUUUUGAACAGCAAUUUAUGUUUGAUAAUGCAUUUCAUUCAAUAACAUAUCAGCCAACUGUAUCAUGUCAACAAAUGACAACUGAACACCUUGAUCGUUUAUGUUAUUCUCCUAAGCCAGUGUUUUCUCCUCGUGUUACUCCUCAGCAACCACCACAACAACAGCAGCAACAGCAAAUGCCAUCAUUGCCAUCAAAUCGUUUAAAUCCAUUUCGAGCAUUUCUAAUUGUUAAUCGUUUAACAUCAUCAAUUAUCAGUGUUAAUCGGCAAGCUUGUGAAUAUUUUUGGUAUACAGAAAAUGAACUCAAAAAUAAAACAAUCGAUAAUUUAAUACUCGAUGAAAAAUCUUCAUCUGUUAUAACAGAUUCAUUUUUAAGUCAACAAAGUGGACAAACAAAAAUUCUUGCAGGAAAAAUUGUCUAUGUUCUACUUGGUACCGGUGAACGUGCACGUUUUUCUUUAUUCGUACAAGAUCUCGAUGGCGAUGAAACACCGUUACGUUUUUAUGGAUUUGAACCAAUACAUGUAAUGCAAGGAAAAAUACUAUGUGAUAAACAAGGUGCAAUAAUUUCAUCAGAUAAUAAUUUUUCUAUAUUAUUUCAUAAUACAAUGAUUGAUAAUAAUCAACUAAAUGAAAAUCAUCAUAUUGGAGAUUUUAUUCCAACAUUAAAAGAUCCAAUAAAAUUUAAACAAUUAUUAACACAUCGUACAUAUCGAACCACCGGUUUGCUGAAUAGCGAGAAGAAAUUAUCUAUACCAUUAAUGAUAACAAUAUUGAAAACUAAUGAAGAUAAUAUUGAAUUAAGUCUAUCAAUUAUGUCGAAUGUUAGCGGACUAAUUAUGUUAGAUGAAACAUUUACUAUACGAGCAUAUAAUCCUUAUUUUGUUCAAUGUUUACUCGGUUAUCGUUCACUAGAUUUAAUUAAUCAUCAUAUAACUGAAAUAUUACCAGAAUUCAAUGAAUUAAAUGGUACACAAUCGAAUAAUCUUUCAAUCAGUACAAAUAACGAUCAUGAAGAUGAAAAUCUUUCGUGUCAAUCAUUAGCAGGCGACGACGAGUUGAGUAAAAGUGAUGGUUCAUCUAAUACAUUGAACGAUUCAUCCAUUGAGACCACACCACAAUCGUCAAGAGUAUUUCAUUCAAUAGAAAAUAAAGUUGUUAACGAAAAACGUCUAUCAAAUCAACUACCUAUUGAUAAACGAUUAACAACCGGUGGAUUAGCAUCAUUUAAAACUACAUCAACACCAGUAGCAAAGUCGUCUAACAAAUCUGAAGUUAAAGUCGAAUCGGAUGAACAAACAGCCUUUCUCCAAACCAUCGCUAAACAUAAAAAUGGAACAUUUAUUGGUGUUAUUUAUACAUCACACCGUAUAGAUUUAUCGGAUGGGACAUAUCGUUAUUCUAUGUGGUUAUCACGUGAUAAUACUGAUCCACAUUUGAUUGAAAUGCAAAAAUUACUUGAUCAUAAUCAAUCUAUCAUAGCCAUGGAUGAUUUAUCAGUAUCGUUUUCGAAUAAUUCGUCAUCAUUCAAUGAUAAUCAAACAUUUGAUACAAAAUAUGUUAUUACUCGACAACGUGGUCGUGGUGGUUAUGGGCAAGUUUAUCUUGGCCAUGAAAAAUCAAAUGAUUCUAAUAAAGUCGUGAUUAAAUUUAUUAAAAAAACAAAAGUAAAACUUCAUCGAUAUGUCGAAAGUUUUGAACCAAAGAAACGAAUUCUAUAUGAAGUUGCUGUACUUAAACAACUAAAACAUUCAAAUAUUGUCGAAAUUUUGGACGCAUUUGAUACAGAUAAUUAUGUUCAAAUGGUAAUGCCAUUGCAUGGCCAAGGCAUUGAUUUAUAUGAAUUUGUUGAAAAGGGUGCCAAAAUUGAUGAACCAUUGGCAAGCUAUAUUUUCCGACAGGUAGUCGAAGCGGUGAGCUAUUUACAUCAUAAUCACGUUGCUCAUCAAGAUAUUAAAGAUGAAAAUUUAAUUAUCGAUGAACAAUUUCACAUAAAACUCAUUGAUUUCGGUUCAGCCAUAUCUAUAACUCAACCAAAUAUGUAUACAAGUAAUUUUGGUGGUACGACUGAAUUUUGUUGUCCGGAGUUUUUUCAAACUGGAAGUUGUCAACCAUUUCUAGCUGAUAUAUGGGCAAUGAUGGUAACAUUAUAUGUAAUAAUAUUUCGUCGCUAUCCAUUUUUAAAUCCUGAUGAAAUAAAGCGAUGUGAAUUAGAUCUUAAAUUUUUACAAUCACGCAGCUCAGAUGAACUUUAUGAUUUAUUUGCAUCAACCCUUAUUCGUCAACCAUACAAUCGUUUAACUAUGCAUGAAAUUCAAACACAUGAUUGGGUUCAACAACCAUUCCAUAUGGAAUUAUAUUCGUGGAAUGUUGUUACACAAAAUUCAUUAGAGGAUACAUUUUUAAAUGGUAAUCAUCUAGCAAGUGGUGAAGAUGAUAAUAAUCCUGAUCAUUCAUUUGCUAGUUUAACACGUCAAAUACAAAAUCAAUUUCAUUUAUUUGAUAACGAUAAAAAAGAUAAUAAGUCAGAUAAGAAUGAUCUUUUUGCUUAUGUAAAUUGUAAACAUGCAUCGAUUUAA